UACAUUGGAUCGCAUUACCGUAACAGAGCUUGCUCAUGAAAAAAAAAAACAUAAUUAGUGUCGGAUCCGUUUUUGACGGGAGGUGCAAAGUGUAAAGUUUCUGCCGCUAAUUAUACGUAGGGUAGGUACUCGUCAUUUUAUUAGCCUAAAAAUCACAUUGUCUUGUUAGUUGUUACAAUGGAGAAUGAUAAUCCAGAAUCUCCAACUGUUGGCACCGAAAAAUCAUCUCUUGAAUUGCAAUCAUCGGAAUCAUGUGUUUUGAACACUCAUAUAAAUAAUUCUGAAAAGAGUGAAUUGGAAUUAGAGCCUGUGAAUGCUGCUGAUGAGGAUGAAGAUGAUGCAAGUAAUAUUGAAGGAAGGUAUCUAAGGACACUUCCAGUGUCCAAAGCUGAAUGUGGAUUUUUUAGUGGAACGCCUCCUCAGAGUCAGAAAGAUGGCAAAAUUAAAAAUGAAAUUAAUGAACAAACCAGUGUCAUUGGUUGUGAUGAUCUUGCCACUGCAGCAGCAUCCUCUGCUGCACAAACACCUGCUCCAGAUCUUGCAAUGGCUGAUGACUUGAAAACUGAAAUUGAUGAUAAUGCAUCAUAUCUUGGGUCUCGUCUUGUUUUCCGCAAUCUGCCAACAGAUUAUUCACCCGAUGACAUCAAGUCAUUAAUUGAAUCAAAAGUUACCUUCGAAGGGCUGGUAGUGGAUAAAAUAACUGAUGUGAUUGCUGGUCGGUGUGAAGUUUUGGUUAGACCAGCUCUUGCAGCAUUGUCCAUCAUCCUCUCACUCAAUGGAAACGUCAUUCAAGGGCAAAAAAUCACAGUUAUCAAGAUCAUCACAGCUGAUGGUUUUUCAUCUCCAGUCAAACCUUCCAAGAAAACACAACUUGAUUCAUCAGGAGCCGACCAAAGCAAUCCUAAGCAAGAAUCAGAGCAGCAGAUGUGCUCCAUUACAGGAUGCCGUAGCACUUUAGCUCGUGCAGAGGUGCACAAAACUUGUGCCCUCCACAGCCCAUGCUUUCAAAAUGAUGUAUUUGAUCCAUCCAAAUGCAAGGCAUGCCAAGUAAUCUUUGCCAAAGGAACUAAAGGAGAUUUCGAUUCUAAGAAACUUUGGCGGCAGAAGCUCAUGCGAAUGAGGAAGAAAGGGAUAAACUGGGCCAGUGAUGAUGUGAAGCGGGCUUACUUCAUGGACGUCAGAAGCCAACCGGUCUUCUGUGCAACUAGUCCAGAUGGGACAAUCGCGACAGAUGAUAAAUGUUCUGAGAACAUAUGUUCACAGUUCAAGUCUUUGACUAAAGACUUGGACCAUCACCUUGCUGUCAUUGAUGAUAUCAAUCACUUGUUCAUCUGGAGUGCUCGCAAGUUGAUGGAAAAAACAAAGGGACCUGAGUACAGAGUGUGUUUUGGCGAUAUUCCUCGAAUCUUUGAUCUCAAGGCUUUGGUUUUGUUUAUCAACACCACAAUUGGUUCCGUAUCAUUUGCUCGGCUUGUGAGGCCCAAGCCCGUCAUUGAGUUUGACUCAGUGGAGGCAGCGCAGAAAUGCAUUGAGCAAAUGAAUGGUAUGGGCAUCAACAGUUCCAAGAUCACAGCUGUUCAGGACACUGAUGAAGGACUACCUACCAACAUUUUUGUCGACACCACGCAGCAAGAAGUUUUAGAGGUCAAUGAUUCUGCGACUGAAGGAAACUGUCCUGACACAAGUGCUGAAAUUUUGAAAGAACAACCAACUGAACUACCUGAAACAUUAGAAGUAAAAGCAACUGAUCAUCCUGAAAAUACGGUGCAAACGUCAACUAAUCAAGCUGAAGACAUAGAAAUGGAGCCAAUCAUUGAACCUAAAGCUUCAGAAGAUGAGCCUAGUGUUCAUCCUGGAGAUCCAGAAAAAAAUUCAACUGGUGCUUCCGGGAAGGAAAGUCUGAAAUUCCAGAUGGAUUUAAAUACUGUUGAUGAGCCUGAGGAACUUCUGCAAUCUUACGAUGAAAUCAACCAUCUCAUUAUUCACGAUAUUAUUAAUCAAGGCAACAAAACUCGUGGCCCUCAAUACAGGGUCUUUAUCAGCAACAGUCCUAAUGGCUAUGACCUUAGAAAAAUUAUUGUUGCUCUGAAUAAGGAAGUGGGUGGCAUUGUGUUCGCGCGAGUGCGACGCCGCAUUAUGGUAGUAGAGUUUGAGUCUGAGGAACUUGUCACAAAAUGCAUAGAAUUUGUGAACAAGCUAGUCGUGCUGGGUCGACAGCUCUGCGCUGAACAGGAUUUCGACGACCACCAACGCGUGCUUCAGGAGCGGCGGGCUGCGGCAAAGACUGCCGUGGAUGCGGCUGCAGAAGAAGGGCAGAAAUCAGAUGCUGUCUCUGCCAAUAUAGCAGACAAGAGGAGAAAGAAAAAAAAGAACAGGAAUGAAAGUCUUCCUUUUGUCCCCCCGAAUCUGGAUACGUAUGGCUUCUCCGAAGGGAUGCUCAGAUCUCUCAACAUCACCUUGCCUCUCGUUAGGGAGGUCAGGGUGUCAAAUCUGUGUGAGGGCAUUACGCGCGAGAACGUACGGGAGCUUCUGAGCGUGGCUGGCACCGUCAUGAGGGUUAAACUGGACCAACCUUCGCGAGAGGCCAUUGUCGAAAUGGCUCACCCUAUUGACGCAGUUCAGGCUGUGUCUCAGCUCCACGCGCAGUUCUACUACAACAGACAACUCACCGUUGAACUGUAUCGCCCUGAAGACGGGAUAGCCGGUCCCAGUAUCCCUAAGGGUCUCCAAACUAUUGGCAAGCGAUUGCCCAUAUCUUUGCCGACCGUCACCGAUUCUCUUAUGGCAAAUUCUAAUCCUAGGCUCUCGAAGAAGGGCAUGCGGACGCAGUUCAUGCGGAAUAUCGAGGCUCAAUCCAUGAUGCCGGUCCCUGCGUUGUCCUUCAACCAGAACAACCAAGGCCUUAGUCAAGGUCUUAUGGGGAACGCCCCGCAUCUUGGAGGCUCUGGUACCAGUGUCAGCAUUGGCGCCUUUGGCCUACCUGUUGUGAAAACCGUGAUGCCUGUUGCCACGCCCGACCAAGGAAAUCGAGGGAAUGCAAUGAUUGGGCCUCAGCUUCCCAGCACCUUUGAGGAGAGCAAACGUGCCAAAAAACGGAAGAACUUCGAACAACUAACCUCUAAAAACCAGGAAGCAAAAAGGAGAAAUCCUUACUGGGGCGGUAACGGAUAUAGUCAAGGUAACAAUAGCGGAGAUUUUCGCGGUAAUCCUCGUGGUGAUAAUCUUUCUUCUGCUUUUCCUCCCAACAACUUUGGAUUAUCCUGCAGGAAUAAAAAUGCCAGCCCAAGGAACAAAAACUGGGGAGGAGGAGCAGGCAGAGGGAGGUUUGCUGACAACAAGCAAGACUGGGUUGAUAAUUCUGCAGGCACGAAUUGGGUCCCUAAGGGGAACAACAAGAAGAGACGUGGCAAGAACCCUGACACCCAACAGAGCAAUGCUGCAUAUUCAGCUGGUGGCGCUUACAACGACGGUAACUCAUAUCAAGAUGGUAGUAAUUUUACCUUACCCCCCCUUGGUGGUGCUGGGAAAGAAAGCAAUAACUUUCGAAGUUAUGGCGGCUGGGAUGCGGGCAGCAGCUACAGUAACUACCAAGGCAACGUCAGCGGUGAUGGCCAGGCGAGUUACGGCGCAGGUCAAGAAGCGAAUUAUAGCGCAGGUUCCGUGACAGCUUUCAAUUCUGGUGCCGGGUCGAGUUACGACUCGGGUCCUGCGCCGAGUUACAACUCGGGUCCUGGGCCGAGUUUCAACGCAAGUUCCGGUCCUAGUUUCAACCCAGGUAUUGGAAUAAAUUACAACCCAGGCUACGACUGGACGGGGAGCAUAAACCCGCGCAACGCAAUUUCAGGUCUCGGUAGUACCUCCGGCGCAACGGCCGCUGCCUCCGCGUACGGUGGGACGGAGCCCUAUGCAUCCGAUACGGCUGGAGCUGCCAAGUCGUACGCCUCUGGAAGCAACAGUUACUGGGCUUAGGUUUGCGUCUAAUUUUUAUAAGCAAGACGUGUAUAGAAUUGCUUGCUAUUAUCAACAUCGGUUUCUCAAAAUUUUCCGUCUAGUAUUUCGUAUAUUGUGAAUUUUUUUUUCAUAAUCUGUUAAUGAUCUUGAAUUUUGAAGCAAGUUUUCUGGGUUGAAGCAGGAAUUCAAAUGUUGCCAACGGGUAUCCAUCUUGGUAAAAUUAUUCAGGGUGCGUUGAUUACAAAUUCAGUACGUCUGUUUUAUUCUAAUAAUUCAGAACUUCCGUAACAAAUCAGGUGACGAAAUUUGCAUUGAAUGUUAAACUCGAGAACUUUAAAAUGUACGUCAGCGAGGCAGCAAUGGUCUGCGCUAUUCCAUGUUGAUUCAUUGUAGCAGUUCAGCUAGAAAGAUUGUUGACAGUAAUUAUCUGUUGGCCUAUUUUCUGUUGCUGUCAUCUUGAGGCCAGUUUAUGGUCGUCAGUUGAUGUUUUUUAAAUGCAUCCUUCGCUCAUCUACCAAAAAAAUUUUUUUCCAUUUAAAAGAGCGAAACAAUAAUUCAUUCAAGGA
Molecule: messenger RNA, 4517 nt
Organism: Hyalella azteca
Lineage: Eukaryota; Metazoa; Arthropoda; Malacostraca; Amphipoda; Hyalellidae
Exons: 11
Coding region: 178-3969 (1263 amino acids)
Biological process (GO): regulation of mRNA stability involved in response to oxidative stress
Cellular component (GO): nucleus; cytoplasm; post-mRNA release spliceosomal complex
Molecular function (GO): mRNA binding
Source: RefSeq, a predicted model, not a curated record